AUGGCCAGCGGUCGGUUGCGGCAGCCGCAGGCGGUGGAGGAUGCGCUGGAAUUCGUGCGCAACAAGAUUAUGCAGUUUGCGGACGUAGGAAACGACCUAGAACUUGUUGAAAAAAAACUGACGGCAGAAUUGAGCGCAGUAUUUGGUCCAGAUGUCUUUCAACUCCACGGCCGCUGUCAAGACCUCAAGGCACAAAUCAACAAAAUGAUACGUGACCUUGCUGAGCUCUACGAGGCGCGUAAAGAGCUGGUAAAUGUUAUCGGGAACCAGCUCACACUAUCGGCAUCACUCAAAAACUUCGAGAAACUGAUCGAUCCGCACGCCAGGGUGGAUGACGACACCCACUCGAUGGAGAUGCUGGGUAUGCAUUAUCAGGCUCUGUGGAACGGCGAGGAAUUCGAGGUCGAGGAAGCGGAAGAAGUCGAAACUAAGCGUCCUCUGACCCCGCUAACAGUUAUAGGCAACAGCAGCAGCCUCGAUGUAACGCCAACAAAGGUCGAGACACCUACACCAGAAACGGCUUUCAAGCCUAUAUCGCAAAAGCAGUUCGACGACAUACCUGCCCUGGUCAAACGAAGGGCAAAGUUGGAGCAGAUCAAUGAACUGUACAAACACCUCUUUGACAUGGCGGUUGAACGCAAAAGGUGUCUACCGGUGAAACUAAAGGAAAUCUCGCAGGCGGGAAUUCAGGUGUUCGGGCAGACCGGUAAGCUGGAAAACGCGCAAUCGGCACACACAUUCAGGGACUUCCAAAUUGGCCUCAUUGAGGUAUCUAAAACUCGCCGAAAUCAAUAA
Molecule: messenger RNA, 795 nt
Organism: Babesia ovata
Lineage: Eukaryota; Apicomplexa; Aconoidasida; Piroplasmida; Babesiidae
Exons: 7
Coding region: 1-795 (264 amino acids)
Source: RefSeq, a predicted model, not a curated record